Messenger RNA from Daucus carota subsp. sativus, 2254 nucleotides. Its product is annotated as pectinesterase. The record is from RefSeq and is a predicted model, not a curated record. Gene Ontology annotation, biological process: cell wall modification. NCBI's taxonomy places the organism in Eukaryota, Viridiplantae, Streptophyta, Magnoliopsida, Apiales, Apiaceae. The transcript has 3 exons. Gene Ontology annotation, molecular function: pectinesterase activity; pectinesterase inhibitor activity. Bases 173 to 2026 code for a protein of 617 amino acids.
AUGAUAGAUAAAAACCAGCAAGAGAGACAGGAAAUACUAGGAUUUAUUUUUCUAAAAAAAUUGUAGCUUCUUGAGAAAGAGCUCUGCCUUGGAUACAAUCAGAGUUGUCCCGGACUAUAUUCCGGGGCAGAGACGCCUCUUUCUCAAGUAGUUGAAAAGGCCAUACGUAGAUAUGGCUUUUCAAGAUUUUGAUCUCAUAGAAGAACGCAAUAAAAUCACCAGAAGAAACAAGACGAGAAAGAUUAUUACAAUUUCAGUUGUUGUUGCCGUUGCAAUUAUAGGAAUUGUGGUUGCGGCAGUUUUUGUAACCAUGAACGAAAAUGAUGGAAAAAAUGAUAAAUCAACCUCAAAAAAUCAACACAAUCAGCACCAUAAGCAGGAUCAGCACAAACAACAGGAUCAGCAGAAGCAGAAGGAUCAGCACCCCAAGCAGGAUCAGCACCCCAAGCAAGAUCAGAAACCCAAGCAGGAUCAGCAACCCAAGCAGGACUCACCGGUAUCAUCAAAAUUGGUGAGUACAAUUUGUGCUGCCACAGAUUUUAAGGAAACCUGCGAGAACCACCUUCAAAAAGUGGCACAAUCAAACUCCUCUGCUGAACCAAAAGACUUCCUUAAGUCUGCAAUAACCGUUGUCUCGGAUGAGCUUGACAAGGCAAUGGACGAGGCUUCCAACAUCACUUUUGACAGCCCUAAAAUGCAAGCCGCCUUCGAGGUAUGUAAAUUGGUGAUGGAAGAUGCCAAAGAAGAAAUAACUAGCUCAGCUUCAUCUCUUGACGUAGAUGAUCUAGGAAAACUUGCUUCAGAAACCAAUGACUUGGAGAUCUGGUUAAGCGCUGUCAUGUCUUACCAACAACUCUGCAUUGAUUCAAUUCCAGAAGGCGAACAAAAAACUAAAAUAGAAAAUGCCUUCACGACAUCAAAAGAACUUACUAGCAAUUCACUUGCCCUUGUGUCUCACAUGUCUUCAGCAUCUGAUAAAUUCAGUUCCCGCCGUCUAAUGUCAAAUGACAAUCUUCCCACUUGGACGAGCGAGGAAGACAGGAGGCUGUUAAAGGCUGAUGCAGAAAAGCCAACACCUAAUGUUACCGUUGCUAAAGAUGGUAGUGGAAAUUUUACAACGAUCAAUGAUGCAUUAGCAGCAUUGCCAAAGGACUACCAAGGAAGGUUUGUCAUUUACAUUAAAGAAGGAACAUAUGAGGAGACCGUCGAGGUUACCAAGAAGAUGGUAAACAUUACAAUGUUUGGUGAUGGAUCCCAAAAAACAAUAAUUACUGGGAACAAAAAUUAUGUUGAUGGAGUUCCAACCUUCAAAACUGCCACUUUUGCGGCUGUUGGAGAAGGCUUUAUGGCUCAGUCUAUUGGAUUCAGAAACACUGCAGGACCAGAAAAGCAUCAAGCAGUAGCCUUGAGAGUACAAUCAGACCGUUCAAUUUUCAUUAACUGUCGAAUGGAGGCAUACCAGGAUACCCUCUAUGCUCAAACACAUCGUCAAUUCUAUCGUGGGUGUUACAUUACAGGCACCAUAGACUUCAUCUUUGGUGAUGCAGCUGCAAUUUUCCAAACAUGCAAUAUCUAUGUCAGGAAGCCUAUGGACAACCAAAAGAACAUUGUAACCGCUCAAGGAAGAGCAGAUAAGCGUGAAACUACUGGAAUCGUGUUACAGGGCUGUCACAUUAUGGCAGAUGAUGAUCUGAAAGCAGAUCAAUCCCAGUUCAAGACUUAUCUUGGCAGACCCUGGAAAGAGUAUUCAAGAACAGUCGUGAUGGAAACUGAAAUUGAAGAUGUGAUCGAUCCUGCAGGAUGGCUAGAAUGGCAAGGAGACUUCGGGUUGCAAACUCUGUACUACGCAGAGUAUAACAAUAAAGGUCCAGGGGCUGAGACCAAGGACAGAGUAAAGUGGCCUGGUGUUAAAGUGAUUGAAAAGGAUGAAGCUAAUCAAUUUACUGUAAGCAGUUUUCUACAAGGUGAGAGCUGGUUGAAAGGUGAUCACAUUGGUGUUCCUGUUCGUUUCACCCUUUCAGAGUAGUGUGAUUCUGCGGUGCAUGUUUUUCUUAAGCACGUAUAUAAGUCGAACCUUCAUCAUGGAUUUGGAGUUUCGAGUGAGAUUAAGAAACAAAAUCAUUGUUAAAUGAAGUCAUAAGUUUACAUCAAUUUUGUCUAAACACUAGUAGUUUUGGUUUUUGAUUUUCAAAGCAAGGACUGUCUAAUGUCUAUGCUAGCUCAUCUUCUAUAUAUAAGCCUAUCUUUCCAUUCA